This is a messenger RNA of Coffea arabica (coffee), 1008 nucleotides long. RefSeq names its product ribonuclease S-2. Gene Ontology annotation, biological process: RNA catabolic process. Gene Ontology annotation, cellular component: extracellular region. Gene Ontology annotation, molecular function: ribonuclease T2 activity; RNA binding. The record is from RefSeq and is a predicted model, not a curated record. Lineage: Eukaryota; Viridiplantae; Streptophyta; Magnoliopsida; Gentianales; Rubiaceae.
GAAGUAUAGUCUUCCACUCUCCACAACCAAAAUUUUUAUGUGCCAAUCGCUAUACUGUCGUUGGGAUGAUGGGCAUAGUGUUUAAACUUGUCCUUUUGAUUCUCAUGCUUUGCCCCCUGACAAUCAACUCAAGCUUUCAGUACCUUACUUUUGUGCAACAAUGGCCGAAAGGCUAUUGUACAGCUAAUCCAAGCAGAUGUCAAAGAAACCCUCUACCAACUGUUUUCACAGUCCAUGGUCUUUGGCCGGGCAACUUCACCAAAAUUUUGCAAAAUUGCACAAAAUCUGCAUAUACUCCACUACAGAAUUUCCAGGAUUGGAACAAUAGAAACUUACGGUGGCCAGACCUCGCCAAACCAUCGCCAACUAUGCAAAAUUUUAAACAGCCGAGGUUUCAAUCAUUUUGGGAACAUGAAUGGACAAAGCAUGGGACGUGCUCGGAAAACAUGUAUCCCCAAGCUACAUACUUCAGCAGGACUAUUCAGCUCAGUCAAGGACAUAAUAUUUUGAACUAUCUUGCCACAGGCAACAUAUCUCCCGGCAGCAAUCCUACCGUAAGGUCGGUAAAUUCUACUAUUUACAGAGCUAUCAGUAACCAUGUGCCAGAUUUGAUGUGUGUGACUCCUCCCCGUCAAACUCCAGCCUUGGUAGAAAUUGGCAUUUGUUUCACUGCUACUAUGACAACGAUUAUUGAUUGUCCUUCACAAUUUCUGCGAACUGGGAGUUAUGGCACCGGCACGAUAAGUUUCCCUGCAUAAAUCAUCUCACCAUUUCCACCACACUUUAGUACUUCUGAUUUAAAAAUGGCAUUGAACAUCGUUAUUGUGAUGGAAGAUCAUGUAAUAAAUCAAAUUAAUUCUGAGAUGAAGUGUGUGAAACAAGAAUAAUGAAGACAAGUAAAAGUUACAACAUUACAAGAGAGCUAUUAUGGUAUUAUUGACUCGCUGUCGGAUUUCAUUCAUUGUCAGCAUUUACUUUUCAAACUGAAGCAUUAAACUAAUUCAAUCA